Molecule: messenger RNA, 822 nt
Organism: Didymodactylos carnosus
Lineage: Eukaryota; Metazoa; Rotifera; Eurotatoria; Philodinida; Philodinidae
Source: the annotation of a GenBank genome assembly
AAUGCAUAAGCAGCUAAAGACACUCUAUCUUCAUAGUGUUGGAGUUCUGUUGUUAUGAGCUGACUGGCUCUUGCCAUUGUCCAGUGUCCAUCAUCAAAGCAGGCUUGCACUGAAGUGAAGUGGGUUUUUAGACUGAAGUGAAGUGGGUUUAGACUGAAGUGAAGUGAGUUUAGACUGAAGUGAAGUGAGUUUAGACUGAAGUGAAGUGGGUUUAGACUGAAGUGAGUGAAGUGAAGUGAAGUGGAGAAGUGGUGCUUUUACCCCCUUGGAUUAAACGGCUGUUUUAGGUAGAAAAACAAAAAUUCUUACUAGCUUUUCUAUUAUUUUUAUUCAUUUCAUUAAAUCGGCAUGUAGAAAGUAAUGACUAAAUUUCUUCUCAUUAUUUUAGGAACACUAACAGGUGGUACUGGAGUUGCAGGUGCAAUAACAACAACAGCAACAGCAUUUCCAACAAUUGGAGCAAGUAUAAUUGAUCAUCAAUUAGAAGAAGAUCUAAAAGAUAUUGAACAAACAUGUGAUAAAUCUUUGCAUGAAAUGAAUCGGUUAUUUAAUGAAUUAGACCAACGAAGACGAAAACGAGAAAUACCAGAAUAUUUAACGUGUAAAUUAUGUUAUGAUAUUAUGCGCGAUCCGGUCAUAACACCUUAUGGUAUAACUUAUUGUCGAGAAUGUAUUGAAGAAAAUUUGUUCAAAGUUAGUCAUAUGGAUCCGAUUGUUAACAAACCAUUAGUAGUUGAACAACUAAUUAACAAUUUAGUGCUGAAAGAAAUUGUCGAAAAGUUUAUCAAAGAUAACGAUUGGGUAGACGCUGAGUUGUUCUAG